This is a messenger RNA of Homalodisca vitripennis (glassy-winged sharpshooter), 801 nucleotides long. RefSeq lists its product as uncharacterized. Lineage: Eukaryota; Metazoa; Arthropoda; Insecta; Hemiptera; Cicadellidae. The record is from RefSeq and is a predicted model, not a curated record.
AAGAAAAAGAGAAAGUCCGGAUCUCAAGCUAAUUGCUUAGCUCAAGUCUCUACGAGAACAACUCCUGCGGUGGAUACGGACAGUAAGGAGUCCCUCAGUUACCCUGUCAUCCAGAUAGAAAGCGAUAGCCACGGCCGUCACCUGGCAGGGAUCCUUGGAGCCUUGGUGCAACCAUCAACUAAAGUUCUGGGGUUUUGCAAACCAGGAGCUGGCUUGCUAACGGUUGGAUCUGGCGGUACAUUAUCUUCGGGAUCCUGUGUUAUAUUAAUCGCCGGCACCAACGAUGUGGCGGAGGGAGGUGAUAAAGUCAUCUACGAGCAUCUUGAAGGACGCUUGGUGAACCUUUUGGGGUCUUCCUCUAGGAUUAUUGUCGCUUCCCUUCCGCACCGCCAUGACUUGCCACCAUGCCAUCCUAUAAACCAGCGCAUUCUCCUGGUAAAUGCAUAUAUCGAGGAGCUAUGUGAGAGACAUCCCCGUGUCGACUUUUUCGAUUUCGCUGGCAUCUCAAGACAGCAUUUUACAAGGCAUGGGAUGCAUCUUACGUUUCGUGGGAAGAAAGUCCUCGCGCGUCUGCUGUUGACUUGCGUUCGAUCCGAUGGAGGACAAAAAUCGACUCAAGCGCCACGUUCGCUGCCGCCAGAACUGGACAUGCUGAGCCCAAGUCCAGCUGACCUGCAGACUCCUCCAUCGGAGGCUUCCAACCUCCAAACACCAUCACGACAACAGCAGACCCACUCUCUGAUGACGGAAGUUCCUCAUGUUUUUUUAGGGACCCCAUUUCAAGGCGACGAGCAAAGUUGA